GUUCCCUCAGCGCCUUGCGGCCCCGCCUCGCGUUGCUCGGCGGCCCCAUCGACCAGGAGCCGUCAGUUGCAUCGCAGCAUUGAAGAACCUCCUGGCGUCUCUCUGCGGAGCCGGCGACCCGCCCCACGUUCCCGUUCUCCCAACCCCCCCCCCAGGCGCGGCCGAGUGUUUGCGGCCAGGCGAGGCCGGGCGGGAGGGGCAGGUGCGAGCCGAAGAUGGCGUUCCCCGGGCAGCCGGCGCCCGGCGGCGGUUACUACCAGGGCGGGUAUGGAGCUGCUCCAGGAGGCCCAGCGUUCCCUGGACAGGCUCAGGAUCCUCUGUACGGUUAUUUUGCUACAGUAGCUGGACAGCUUUCAACUUGGAGACUUGCAGACUCAUGAUCUCAAUGCUGGACAGGGAUAUGUCCGGCACACUGGGAUUUAAUGAGUUUAAGGAACUGUGGGCUGUGGUCAAUGGCUGGAAGCAGCACUUUGUAAGUUUUGACAGCGAUAGCAGUGGGACGGUGGAUCGCCCAGAACUGGAGAAAGCCUUGACAACUAUGGGAUUUAGAUUGAGCCCGCAGGCAGUGUCUGCCAUCACCAGGCGAUACAGCACUCAUGGAAAGAUUACUUUUGACGAUUACAUCGCCUGCUGUGUGAAACUCAGAGCUCUCACUGAAUGUUUUAGAAGAAGGGACGCAUCUCAGCAGGGUUUUGUGAAUUUCCAGUACGAUGAUUUCAUUCAGUGUGUUAUGAGCAUCUAAAUCAAAAGGGAAAGUGUGGAUCACAAUUAUCAUUCCAGUUCGUGCUUUGCUUUGCCAAAUUAUUCCAUGACUGUGUGCCUCAAUAUUGGAAAUUAUGUACUUUCUGAAGGUAUUGCUUGGCAUACUUGUUCAGUUUUGAUAAUGAAUAUAAACUAAUCAUGCACUGUUAUGUGUAACUUUCAACCUGUGACUAUUAAAGAUUUUUUAUUUUCAUGAACUUCUAAGACACAAUGUGUAACAAAGAUUACGGACGUAUUAUGUUUUUCUGUGUUUAUUUUU
This is a messenger RNA of Lagopus muta (rock ptarmigan), 1021 nucleotides long. It is a transcript of the gene SRI, whose product is annotated as sorcin. Gene Ontology annotation, molecular function: calcium ion binding. The record is from RefSeq and is a predicted model, not a curated record. The transcript has 7 exons. Bases 377 to 742 code for a protein of 121 amino acids. Lineage: Eukaryota; Metazoa; Chordata; Aves; Galliformes; Phasianidae.